AUGGUUUCCUGUCCCAUCUGUGAGAAGUUGGUUCCUCAAUUAAAGAUCAACGACCACAUCGAUUCCGGCUGCCAGCGCUUUAUCGAAGAGCCAUCCUCUCCAGAGGCAUCCCAAAAGGCAGUUCCAAGCAUAUUCCAAACCCCGUCCGCACGCAAAGCCUCCCAAUCCAAUAUCACGAAGGAGUCGCCAUCGCGGCCCACGGCAACCCCACGUCCUCUGAACGGCAAGAGAUCAUUCACCCAAGAAACCGAAACCCCACGGGAGCAAGAUGGGCCAAAGCAAACAAAUACAAAUUCUAGAGAGCCACAAGCAAAGCGUCCGAAGACCAAUGCGUUCCACCAAGCAGCUCCACUGGCCGAACGUAUGCGACCUAAGACCUUGGAGGAAGUCUGCGGCCAAGAACUUGUCGGGGCUAAUGGAGUUCUGCGUGGGCUCAUCGAACAAGACCGAGUACCAAGUAUGAUUCUUUGGGGUAGUGCUGGAACUGGUAAAACUACUAUCGCUCGAGUAAUUGCCUCGCUGGUGGGCAGCAGGUUUGUGGAGAUCAACAGCACCAGCAGUGGUGUGGCAGAGUGUAAAAAGAUAUUCGCCGAAGCUCGCAGUGAGCUGGGCCUGACCGGGAGGAAGACCAUCAUCUUUUGUGAUGAAAUCCAUCGAUUUUCGAAAUCACAGCAGGAUGUCUUUCUAGGCCCCGUGGAAAGCGGCCAAGUCACCCUCAUCGGUGCCACAACGGAAAACCCGUCAUUCAAAGUCCAAAAUGCACUUCUUUCCCGAUGUCGGACAUUUACUCUCUCCAAGCUCUCUGAUGAGGAUGUCACUUCAAUUCUUCAGCGUGCGCUUCGAGUUGAAGGUCCUAACUAUUCACCUUCGGAAUUAGUCGAUGAUGAGCUGGUGCAGUAUCUGGCUCGGUUUGCGGAUGGCGAUGCCCGCACUUCGCUGAAUCUGCUGGAGCUAGCAAUGGACUUGUCAAAAAGACCUGGAAUGGAUAAAGAUGUUCUGAAGAAAUCUUUGACCAAGACGCUGGUCUAUGACCGUGCUGGAGACCAGCAUUAUGACACAAUAUCCGCCUUUCACAAGUCGAUUCGGGGAAGCGACCCAGACGCUGCACUCUACUACCUUGCUCGCAUGAUUCAAUCGGGCGAAGACCCAUUGUAUAUCUCUCGGCGAUUGAUCGUGGUCGCUUCGGAGGAUAUCGGGCUCGCCGAUAACACCAUGCUGUCGCUUGCCAUCGCCACACAUUCUGCUGUGGAGAAGAUCGGGCUCCCAGAGGCACGGAUUAACCUGGCACAUGCAACUGUGGCAAUGGCGCUGUCAAAGAAGAGUACUCGGGCGUAUCGUGGCCUGAAUAAUGUCAAUGCUGCCUUGAAUGAGCCAGGUGUUGCAGGACUACCUGUUCCUGUUCACCUGAGAAAUGCCCCUACUAAGCUCAUGAAGGAGCUUGGAUAUGGCGCAGAGUACAAGUAUAACCCGAAUUAUAUCGAUGGGAAGGUGCAGCAAGAUUACUUACCUGAACAACUCAUCGGCCGCACCUUCUUGGAAGACUUGGAUCUCGGUACCCAAAGAGACCGUGAUAUGAACAUUCCAUCUCGGUGA
Penicillium soppii is the source of this 1593-nucleotide messenger RNA. Its product is annotated as ssDNA-dependent ATPase MGS1. Bases 1 to 1593 code for a protein of 530 amino acids. Gene Ontology annotation, molecular function: ATP binding; ATP hydrolysis activity; enzyme activator activity. The transcript has a single exon. The record is from RefSeq and is a predicted model, not a curated record. Lineage: Eukaryota; Fungi; Ascomycota; Eurotiomycetes; Eurotiales; Aspergillaceae. Gene Ontology annotation, cellular component: nucleus. Gene Ontology annotation, biological process: regulation of DNA repair; DNA-templated DNA replication; DNA repair.